AUGACGCCUGCUCGCCCAAAGAUCCCAGGUGGUCUCCAGGAAGCUCCGAUGAGCCCAGCCACCCCGAUGGAUGAUCACCAGGCGAGUGAUCGGGUGCAGAUCCACGAGACAGCUGGCAUAACCUCUGCUCAAUCGAAAACAACCGAGGGAUCACCAACUGGAUCUUAUUCCCUGGCUACUUCCGUCUCUGACAACAGGCCCCGUGGCCCUGUUCUGUCUAUUGAGAAAGCUAAUACGAGACCAUAUCCCGCUCAACCAACAACACCCCACAGAACACAGACCGAACCUACCUUUCUGGCUUCUUCUAUUACUUACAAUCGGAAUCCUGGCCCUCCACGGGAAGUCGAAAUGAAGCCAUCAACCCCGUCGACCCUACGGACGGCCGAAAUGCCCCAUGCUACACCGUCCCCGGUGAGUGGAUCCUCGCAGGCCAUUGGAAGUCCUUUCGCCCGUGAAUCUAGCGGAAGCUCGACCCCUAUGUUGAGCCCAGAAAUACCUAACUUUUCUCGUCCAUUCCGAACUUCAACCAGUAGACCCUCACCUGCCCUAGGGAGCCCUUUUGCACAUGAUCCUCUCGGUGCACCAUUCCCAUCGACCCUGGGGCCACAAGUCUCUCGGACAUCCACGCCUCCCUUGAGGGGCGCCAAUGACCUCAGAAAUGCCUUCUCUCCUGGUCCCACCGGAAAUUUACCUUCUCUGUCGACACUAAAGACGUCCGAUGAGCGUGAGUUUUCAGUCCCCGGGGACGGCUCCCCUGUCUCCCGGAAAAGCCGUGCGAGUGGCUUCAGACAGAACCUUUCCCGUAUUUUGAGCAGGGAUUAA
This is a messenger RNA of Penicillium salamii, 822 nucleotides long. The record is from the annotation of a GenBank genome assembly. NCBI's taxonomy places the organism in Eukaryota, Fungi, Ascomycota, Eurotiomycetes, Eurotiales, Aspergillaceae.